AUGAGUGUUUCUUCGCCUGUCACUCUUCAUUCUCGUGAUGGUGCAACGUGUGAUGGUCGUCAUGCUUUUGAUGGUGGUGCUGGUUUUGGUCGUCUUUUUGGUGGUGGUGAUGAUCUUGGUCGCAUUAUGGCUGGUUGUGGUCUUGCUAGUGGAGGUCUUGGUCUUUCUGGUUUUGGUCGUGGUUUUGGGGGUUCUCUUAUUUUUAUUCGUGGUGAUGAUCUUAAUGGUCACUUAUGUUUGUGUGAGAAACAUUAA
Rotaria sordida is the source of this 255-nucleotide messenger RNA. The record is from the annotation of a GenBank genome assembly. NCBI's taxonomy places the organism in Eukaryota, Metazoa, Rotifera, Eurotatoria, Philodinida, Philodinidae.